AAAAACAACCUGCUGGGAAAACAAAGAGCAAAUUCUGCAGUACAUGAAGAAUUUUCAACCUAAAAAUAAAGAAAUCAAAGCCAUCAGAGUUUUACUCCAUGGACCAGUCGGUGCAGGAAAGUCCAGCUUCAUCAACUCUGUCAACAAUAUCUUCCAAGGGAGAAUGACCCAUGAAGCUCUGGCCAGUUUCAAAAAUUGCGAGAAAACUUUCACAUCAAAGUAUACAACAUAUAAAAUAAGAAAAGAAGACACAGAAAACUUUUACCCCUUUGUGUUCACUGACAUUGUGGGUCUGGAGGUGAAAGAUGGAGAAGUCAGCGUAGACGACAUCAAACUGGCCUUGAAGGGACAUGUGAAGGAUGAUUACAAGUUCAACCCCAAAUCUUCCCUUUCUGAUGGUGAUCCUGACUACAUCUCUUUCCCGUCCAUCAAUGACAGAGUUCAUGUUCUGGUCUGCAUUUAUGAUGCUAAUGUAUUACAAAUUAUGCCAACGAUUUUACAGAACAUGAAGGAAAUCAGAAAAGCAGCCAGUGAUCUGGGAAUCCCUCAGUUGGCGAUUCUCACCCACAUUGAUGCAGCCUGUGGUGAAAUAGAGAGAGAUCUGAGAAAUGUCUACAAGAGUAAACAUUUAAAGAAAAAAAUGAAGGAUUUUGAAUCCAGCGUGGAGAUUCCACUGAACUGCACCCUCCCAGUGAAGAACUACAGUUAUGAAAUUGAGAUGGAUUCAGACGUCGACGCUCUGAUCCUGGAUGCGCUGAAACUGAUAAUUGACUUUGGAGACGACUACGCUGCCAAGCUGCGCAUCCCCUAGCAAUAUGUUACUGGGGGAUGCUGUAACAUAUCACUGCGACUAUAUGUUA
This is a messenger RNA of Poecilia reticulata (guppy), 860 nucleotides long. Its product is annotated as interferon-induced protein 44-like. The record is from RefSeq and is a predicted model, not a curated record. Gene Ontology annotation, biological process: immune response. NCBI's taxonomy places the organism in Eukaryota, Metazoa, Chordata, Actinopteri, Cyprinodontiformes, Poeciliidae.